This is a messenger RNA of Spizellomyces punctatus DAOM BR117, 1409 nucleotides long. RefSeq lists its product as uncharacterized. Lineage: Eukaryota; Fungi; Chytridiomycota; Chytridiomycetes; Spizellomycetales; Spizellomycetaceae. The coding region runs from base 39 to 1262 and encodes 407 amino acids. The record is from RefSeq and is a predicted model, not a curated record. Gene Ontology annotation, molecular function: NADPH dehydrogenase activity; FMN binding; NADP binding. Gene Ontology annotation, cellular component: intracellular anatomical structure. The transcript is spliced from 4 exons.
CAUUUUUUCCUUCGUUUUCCAGCACAGAUUAUCCAGCAAUGUCCACAGAUCAACUCUUUAAUGUUCCACUGAAACCGCUUGAUGCAUCCGCUAUCCCUGUUCAUCCAACGGGAAUUGCACUGCAACGCUCGGUAGAAGGCACUGGCGGUGUGCCGCUAUUGUUUAAGCAAAUCAAAAUUAGAGAUGUACAGUUGAAGAAUAGGGUGAUUGUGAGCCCCAUGUGUCAGUAUAGUGCAGUCGAUGGUUUUAUGAACACCUGGCAUAUGACGCAUCUAGGCCAAUUCGCAACCCGUGGAGCCGGCCUCGUUAUUUUUGAAGCGUCAGCCGUCAAAGAACACGGUCGCAUUACACCCAACGACGCCGGAAUCUAUCUCGAUGAGCAUAUUGCACCCAUGGCGCAGAUUGUGGCCUUCCUGCACACGCAAGGCACGAAAGCCGGUCUUCAGCUGGCCCACGCGGGAAGGAAAGCUAGCUGUUAUUCCCCGUUUCGGACACAUGGGGAGCAUACGGUUGUUUGUCCAAAGGAAGAAGGAGGGUGGCCUGAUGAUGUGAUUGGUCCGUCUCCUAUUCAGCAAUGGGAGGGUGGACCGCAGGUGCGAGAGGCGACAAAAGAGGACAUUCGAAACGUUAUUAAGGCAUUUGGAGAAGCAGCAAAGCGGGCGGACAAGGCUGGUUUUGACGUUGUAGAGAUUCAUGGUGCCCAUGGGUACCUCAUCAACUCCUUCCUCUCGCCACUCUCCAAUCAACGAACAGACGAGUACGGCGGGUCCUUUGAGAAUCGUAUUCGCCUUUUAUUGGAGAUUACCGAGCACACACGCAGCGUUUGGCCAGCUAGUAAGCCCCUCUUUGUACGCCUCUCCUGUACUGACUGGGCCGAUGGUGGAUGGACUGGCCAAGAUACAGUCCGUCUUGUGCCCUACUUGCGUGAUCGUGGGGUAGAUUUGAUCGAUUGUUCCUCGGGCGGAAACGUACCCUGGCAGAAAGUACCAAGCCAUGAACAAGGCUGGAACGUCCCCUUUUCCCGGGAUAUUAAACAAAAUGUGAAGGAUAUCAUGACUGGUCCUGUGGGCGGUAUUGUUGAUUAUAGAUUUGCGGAAUGUGUUUUGCAAAAGGGGGAGGGAGAUGUCAUUUUUAUGGCUAGAGAAUUUUUGAGGCAUCCUACUUGGGUUCUGGAUGCUGCUGACGAUCUUGAGGUUGAGGUUGCAUGGCCAGUGCAGUAUGAGAGAUCAAAGAGGUUCGCUCAUGGUCAUACAAAGCAUUGACUAGAUGGGGAGGGAUCAGAUUGGCUAUGGUAUAUUCGCAUCACACAUGUUACUGAAUCGCAGUAUUACAUUCCCCUUCAAUAUGGAAUAGUGAUGGAAACCUGACAUUGUGCAAGGUUGCUGAUGAAUACACACCGAUGUGGCGAG